Hypoxylon fragiforme is the source of this 3705-nucleotide messenger RNA. RefSeq names its product glycoside hydrolase family 55 protein. The record is from RefSeq and is a predicted model, not a curated record. Bases 261 to 3017 code for a protein of 918 amino acids. Lineage: Eukaryota; Fungi; Ascomycota; Sordariomycetes; Xylariales; Hypoxylaceae. The transcript has a single exon. Gene Ontology annotation, molecular function: tRNA guanylyltransferase activity; magnesium ion binding. Gene Ontology annotation, biological process: tRNA modification.
AACGAGACCGGUUACAGUAGGAUUGGCAACUCCACCCCCGACCGCUUCACACCUUUACCCUAGACCAAGAAGGCGCAGCGGAAGACCUAGACCUAGGAUUAACUUGACUGACUCACUCUCAAACCAUUCAUCUUUUGUCUUUCCUCUAUCUAUUAUUCAUUAUCUACCAUAUUCAUCAUCUCCAUCAUCUCCAUCAUCAUCUUCACCCAUAACAAAAUUAAGUAAAAACAAGAAUAAUAACAUCCCCAACCCAAUCAAUCAUGAGAGUUCCCCUCCACCCCUCCACCAUGUCUUCCGAGCCCCCCACCACCAAUACCCUCGCAGACCGCAUGAAGCAAUACGAGCUCGCCUCCGAGACCACCCUCCCCACCACCUCUCCUCUCAUCCUGCGGCUCGACGGCCACAACUUCUCGCGCUUCACCGCGCACCCGCACUUCUCGCGGCCCUUCGACCAGCGGAUCCACGACGCCAUGGUGUCGACGUGCACGGACCUACUCCUAACCUUCUUCCCGCGCGCCAGCGUCGCGUACACGCAGUCCGACGAGAUCACCGUCGUCUUCCCGGAGGGCGGCGUGCAGCUGUUCAACGACCGCGUGCAGAAGCUGUCCUCGCUGGCCGCGAGCUACUGCACGGUGCGGUUCAACGCGCACCUCGCCGCGGCGCUGGUGCGGGGUAGCGGACUGGGCUUCGGGCCGGGCGGGGACGACGCGAUUUUCGGGACGGCGCACUUCGACGCGCGGUUCUUCGCCGUGCCGAGCGUCGAGGAGGCGCUGAACUGUCUGCUGUGGCGGUGUCGCGGCGAUGCCAUUAGGAAUAGCAUCAGUGCGUUUGCGCGGACGAUGUUCAGCGCGGCCGAGAUGCACGGCAGGACGAGCGCUGAGCUGGUAUCCAUGAUGCGGCGGGAACGGAACAUCAUUUACGAGGAGCGCGUGCCGAGGUGGGCUCUUGAGGGAUCCAUCAUCAAACGAGAGCUGUACCAGCACGAGGGCAGGAACCCUCAGACGGGACAGCUGAUGACGACGACGAGGACCCGUACGAGGAUCGAGGACAGAGGGGUCAAGGAGUUUUCUACGGAAAAUCUGAGGAUAGUCACAACGAGAUUCUGGAAUGACCUCGAUUUCCCCGAACCUCCUAGACUCCCUAGACCUGCUAUCCCAGGGCCUGCAGUUUCUAGAGAACUUUCUAGGGAAAUUCAUAUUCCUAGGGAGAUGCCUAGGGAAACCUCUGGGGAAAUGUCUAGGGAAAUUCCUACACAUGUCCAUAGGCAUGUUGAUAACAGCUCUAUUUUUACAGCAAAUACUACAAUCUUCGGCCCCAACGUUUACGUGUUCGACCCGAGUAUGCCGGCGUCUGAGAUUCAAGGUAGAGCAACGGCUAUAUUCAAAGAGAUGGAGGCUAAUGAGUUUGGCAAAGAACGCUACGCGAUUCUCUUUAAGCCUGGUACCUACAAUGUAUUAUUCGACGUAGGCUUCUACACGCAAGUGGCGGGACUGGGCCAAACCCCGGACGAUGUGCUCAUCGAAGGUGGCGUCAAUGUACCGGCUUACUGGAUGCCUAACCGAAAUGCCACAUGUAAUUUCUGGCGAGCAUACGAGAACUUCUCGGUCAAUGCCUCGGACGCUACCAACAAGACCACAACCAUAGCAGUCUCGCAGGCAGCGCCAUUACGGCGCAUGCACGUGCGGAGUGAGGGAGGCCUUUGGCUAUUUCAGGUGGACCCAAGCACGGGCGCCGGAGGAUGGGCGUCUGGAGGAUUCAUGGCAGACUCGGUUGUGGAUAACCAGGUGCUUCCAGGCUCGCAGCAGCAAUGGCUGUCGCGAAAUAACCGAUAUGGAAGCUGGGCCAAUGCCGUGUGGAAUAUGGUAUUCGUCGGCGACUCCAGCCCGCCUAGCCAAGACAACUUCCCAGCAUCCGCCUACACUACCAUAGACCAGACACCUAUUAUCCGUGAGAAGCCUUACCUUCGAAUCACCGGCCAGGGUCAAUAUGAGGUUUUUGUACCUGCAUUGCAAACUAACACCCGCGGGCCGAGCUGGGUUGAUGGCUCCUCAACGCCGGGGAAAGCCAUCCCCAUUGAGCAAUUUCACAUUGCCCACCCAUCAACAGCAAACGCAGCCAGUAUAAACUCGGCUUUAGAUUCUGGAAAGCAUAUUAUUCUUACGCCGGGCGUUUACAAACUAGACAAUACAUUGCGUGUUUCUCGGCCUGAUACUAUAGUUCUUGGUCUCGGGUUACCGUCACUUAUACCGGUUAAUGGCCAACCAGUGCUGUCUGUUGGCGACGUAGACGGUGUUACACUUGCGGGUCUCAUAAUCGAUGCGAGCGAGAUCAACUCGCCGACACUUGUCGAAGUAGGGCCUCCGAAUAGCUCAGCAGACCAUGCGUCAAAUCCAACGUUUCUCUAUGACCUGACGGUGCGGACUGCUGGCCAUACUAAAAACGACGUGGGUAUCACCAUCAACAGUCGCAACGUGAUCGGGGACCAACUGUGGUUAUGGCGCGCAGAUCAUGGCGACGGCGCAACCUGGGAAACCAAUCCAACUAGGAACGGCGUGGUAGUCAACGGUGAUAAUGUGACAAUAUACGGCUUGUUCAACGAGCACCACAAGGAAUACCAGACGCUCUGGAACGGGAAUGGCGGCCGCUUGUACUUCUACCAGUCCGAAAUCCCGUAUGACCCGCCGAACCAGGAGUCAUGGAUGAGUAGGGGCAAGAACGGGAUAGCCAACGGGUACGCCUCGUACAAGGUAGCCGACACCGUGACAACACACGAGGCGUGGGGGCUAGGUAUAUAUUCGUAUUUCCGGGACUCUCCCUCAAAGCUGGAGAAUGCUAUCGAAGUCCCCGAGGUCGAGGGUGUCAGACUGCACCAUCUGACGAACGUAUGGCUUACGGGCAUGUCGGGUAGUGAGAUUACGCACAUUGUGAAUGGUCUCGGUGACCGUGUGUAUGCAAACAAGCCCGAGUCUGCGAUGCGCCAGACUAUGAAAGAGUUUUCAGGCGGCCGCCGCGCAUAAUUCAUUUUGAUAAUGCUGUAGGUUUUCUCCAUCCAAUACCCACCGUGUGCCCAUCCAGAGGCACAACCUGACAGAAAUUAUGGGGAACCGAGUACUCCUCCAUAUGGGGUGCUAUAGUUGAAUUCUGGAACCACGGCCUUAAGGAGUUCAAUAUUGGUGCAGUACGGGACGAGACGGGACGAGACGACUUGUAAUUGCUGUGUUGGACAGAGAUGUUGGAAGGGUCGGGGAUAUUUCAACCCAUAUACAAUCUAGUGGGGUUGUGCACGAGAAAGCAACGCUUGUUCCUUGGGACUCUAUUUCGAGGGAAUGAGGGCACGGAUCAUAUGACAUGGUAUUGUUAACUCCGAUGCGGUAACGGUCAAAUAAGAACUGUUGCUGACAUUUGACUCCAGGCUCGAACCGUGCCCGUAGAUGUAUGUGCCCUAAAAUGUGGGCAGACGAUCCCCGCAGCCCCGGAGUUACCCAUGAGGUUUCCCAUCCAAUGUCAGACUGGAGUGGGCUGGUGGGAUGUUGCAUUACUGCAUGCACGUCUCCGCGCUAGGACGGACCCUAGAGGCUCAACUCUGUACGUGUACAAGAACGGAUUUGUUUCGGGCAAUGUGUGUCUACUGCGCCAGAGAAGGGGUUUUCUUUUCUCCCUGUUUACUUAGCCUAACCUAAAUAAACACGUGAAAUUUAGUCUUUG